AUGGUUAAGAGAUUUCAAUCCUUGGUUGAAGCUAAGGGAGGCGGUCCUCUACUCUCUGAGAGCGCAACUCCAAUGAGUUCUCAUGACUUGGGCUGGGCCAUCACCUCCGGUGUCACGACAGUGAUUGGCGGUAUGGCAGUAGGAUUGGCCAAUGCCAACGAUUACACACGAUUCGCUCGGAAACCUGGUGACCAAGUAUUUGGGCAGUGGUUUUCCAUCAUAUCCUUCGGUACACUGUUCCUCCUCUUUGGCUGUCUCGCGGCGUCUGCCACGCAAGCUAUCUGGGGAGAACCUAUCUGGAACCCUCCCUUGAUCUGUCAACGGUGGCUUGACAGAGACUACUCGUCAGGGUCCCGGGCAGCAGCAUUUUUCGCUGGUCUAGGCCUGGCGAUGGCCCAAAUUGCGAUCAAUUUGGUGGACAACGCCUAUAGCGCCGGUAUGGACCUUUCCGGCCUCGUCAGUUCUUACAUCAACAUCAGGCGCGGUGCAUUUCUUGCCCUGUUUCUCAGUAUUGCUAUGUGUCCAUGGGAUCUUCUUGCCUCGGCCAGUGUCUUCAUCUCUGUCUUGUCUGCUUACAGUGUCUUUCUUGGGCCCAUUAUCGGUAUUCACGUUUGCGACUACUGGCUGAUUCGGUCCCGGCGCAUUAAACUCAGUGAUCUCUACAAUCCCGAUUGUAACAGUAUUUACUACUUCAACCACGGUUUCAACCCGAGAAGCUUUGUUGCUUGGAUUCUCGGUUUUGCAACUCAACUGCCGGGAUUUGCGGCUACUGUUACACCCGACAAAGUUCAAGUUGGCGAGGCGUGGCAUGAACUGUUUUACCUCGCAUUCCCACUCGGAUUCACCAUCUCGUUUGUGGCACACUACGCUCUGAACCGUGCGUUUCCGCCCCCUGGUCUUGGCCUUGUUGACGAUAUAGACUUUUUCGGGUCGUUCACUGAGGCUGAGGCAAAUGAGUUAGGUAUGGGCCUGGUUACCGAUGAGAGCUAG
Messenger RNA from Fusarium sp. VM40, 990 nucleotides. The record is from the annotation of a GenBank genome assembly. NCBI's taxonomy places the organism in Eukaryota, Fungi, Ascomycota, Sordariomycetes, Hypocreales, Nectriaceae.